Molecule: messenger RNA, 564 nt
Organism: Podarcis muralis (Common wall lizard)
Lineage: Eukaryota; Metazoa; Chordata; Lepidosauria; Squamata; Lacertidae
Gene: C13H14orf119
Product: chromosome 13 C14orf119 homolog
Source: RefSeq, a predicted model, not a curated record
GCGCUCGGCUCUUUCCGUCCCUCCUCCCGAGUCUCCUCCCCGAGGAGAAAAAUGGAAGCGGCAACAUUGGAUGUCGGGACAGGAGGAGGCGCGUGUUGAGCAGGGAGCGGACUCAGGAUGUCCGAACCGCUGCCCCUGUCGUACGUGACCGCGCAAGAGAUGCGCUGCCUCCUGCACUGGCUGUCGGGCUGGGCCCCGGCGCAGCGAGAGCAGUUCCUCCGCGACCUGGUGGACAAGGCCGUGCCGUGGAAGGUGCUCCCCCUGCUGGAAGGGCUGGCGGGGCUGAGCGUGGGACCCGGGAAGCCCCCCUCCAUCUUUGAGUGCCAGAUGAGGCUGUGGGACCAGUGGUUUCGCAGCUGGUCGGAGGCCGAGCGGAACGAAUUCGUCAGGCAGCUGGAGGAGGCCGUGCCGGAUCUGGCCUCCCGGUUUUACCAAGAGGUGGCGGCGACUGCUGGGCAGGCAUAACAGGGGCUGAGUAGUGCCUCCCCCCACUCAAAAACAUUAUGCAGUGACUACUUUUACAUUCCUCACGGUUGUGCCAGGUCCUCCCUCUCCCCCCCCCCC